This is a messenger RNA of Cuscuta epithymum, 1154 nucleotides long. The record is from the annotation of a GenBank genome assembly. Lineage: Eukaryota; Viridiplantae; Streptophyta; Magnoliopsida; Solanales; Convolvulaceae.
CAGCUUCGUGAAUCAAAAGGAUUCCCAACAAUACGAUUCCGACCUCAUUGUGGGGAGGCAGGCGACAUUGACCAUUUAGCUGCUGGAUUUCUUUUAUGUCAUAACAUUGCUCAUGGAAUCAAUUUGCGUAAAUCACCUGUGUUGCAGUAUCUGUACUUCCUUGCUCAGAUUGGAUUGGCUAUGUCUCCUCUAAGUAACAAUUCACUUUUUCUGGACUACCAUCGCAAUCCCUUCCUUAUGUUCUUCCAGCGUGGGCUGAAUGUUUCACUCUCAACUGAUGACCCUUUGCAAAUUCAUUUGACAAAAGAGCCCCUAGUUGAAGAAUAUAGUGUUGCAGCUAAGGUUUGGAAGCUGAAUUCUUGUGACCUCUGUGAGAUAGCUAGGAAUUCUGUUUAUCAGUCUGGAUUUUCACAUGCUGACAAGUUGCAUUGGCUAGGGAACAAAUAUUUCAAGAGAGGCCCUGAAGGAAAUGACAUUCACAAAACAAAUGUUCCAAACAUGAGGAUUUCCUUCAGACAUGAUACCUGGAUGGAAGAGAUCACGUAUGUGUAUAGAGGAAAAUCCAGCAUUUCUGAAGAAAUAGACUACUGAUCUGAGGCCCAAUAAACACAACCUUUGCAUCUUGGCUCUCUAUGAGAGCAGAUGCUCUACAUCUUUUGAUGAAUAUGUAGUCGAUCAGUUAACACUGACGUUCAUACAAUCAUACCUAAGAGAGACGUUUGCUAACAGAAGAUGGAGGUGACCUCAAUUUCUACCAAGCCAUUACCUACAGAGGCCAGGUUAUCAAUAGGUCAGGAUCCAAUGAAUGAAGAUGAGGUUCAAAGGUGAGAUUAUUCUUGAAUUACGUAAAUGUGAGAUUAUUAUGAGAAGACCAGUGAAAGGUGAAAUAUCCUUAUCAAUUUUUCCUUUAAAAUAUCCUCUUAAACCUGUUAUUAUAAUACAAGAUCAUUACUUCUCAUCUUAAAAAGUGAUUUUUUUUGUUUUUAAUAGUGUUUAAUAGUAAAAGUUAGUACGUGAUAGUAAAAAGUAAGAGUUAGAGUGUUUGAGAAUGAACAGUUGAACACCAUAUCCAGAGAGAACCAAGACAAGGUGCUCUGUUUUGCUCCAUUUUGCUUUAAAAUCGUCACCGAAAAAUUGACGUGGGUAAACUGGCC